CACUGCAAAGGUCGCAUGACCCCCACAUUCUGCCUCAUCCUGGUCACUGCUUCCUACCUCCUAGGUUGCGCCAACUCCCUCACUCACCUGAGCAGCUUGCUCGGACUGUCUUUCUGUGGGCCCAACAUCAUUAAUCAUUUUUUCUGUGAUACCCCAUUACUUUUUCAACAUUUUUGGUCUGAUACCCAAUCCAAUCAGAUAUUAUUUAUUGUCCUUUCUGGAAUGACAUCAGUGACCACCUUCCUGAUAGUGGUGAUUUCCUAUCUUGGAAUCCUUCUCACUAUCCUGAAGAUACAGUCUAGGAGGAGCAGAUAUAAAGCCUUCUCCCUGUCCUUCCACCUGACCACAGUGACUCUCUUCUACAGGACAGUGAUAUUUAUUUACCUGGGAACCAGCUCUACCUACCCACAUUGUAGAGACAAAAUCUUGUCGGAGUUUUACACCCUUUCACUGCUAAUAUUAAAUCUUGUGAUGCAUAGUUUGAGAAACACAGAGGCCAAAGAAGUAGUGAAAAAAAUUAUUGUGAGAAAGAUAGUUGCUCAGUGGUCAUGA
Manis javanica (Malayan pangolin) is the source of this 552-nucleotide messenger RNA. The record is from RefSeq and is a predicted model, not a curated record. NCBI's taxonomy places the organism in Eukaryota, Metazoa, Chordata, Mammalia, Pholidota, Manidae.